UGUGCAGAUAUCUAUGGUUUCAACACACAGCAUUUCCUGUGAAUUUAGGGGCAACUAGCAUACUAGCUAGCAAAGAGCAAACAUGGCUGCGCGACAAUUCAGUAAAGUUAGCUAAUUAGCUAGCCUCAAAGUAAACAAAACAGAACCAAAAUAAAGGAAUAGGUUACAUGCCUGAAAACAAUGCAAAGCUAGCAGCAACGCCGGGAAGUGGUGCGUUUAUGCUAACGCAUGUCGUGUGUUUACAAGCUAACAUGGACCUUGGAUCAAUGCUGUACAACAAUUUGAAAGAUAUAUCAUGGAGCACGACGUCUUUACCCUUAGAUCGACUUGUCAGUGUUUAUAGACUGCCGCAAAUUGUGAAGUUGGACAGUGGUGAGUUGGUGGACGGCUUACGAGACAAUGACUACCUCUUGAUUCAUUCCUGUCGUCAAUGGACUACAAUCACUGCACACAGUCUGGAAGAAGGCCAUUAUGUCAUUGGGCCCAAAAUAGAGAUCCCGGUACAUUAUGAGGGUCAGUUUAAGCUGCUGGAGCAGGACAGAGAUGUCAAGGAGCCGGUGCAGUACUUCAACAGCGUGGAGGAGGUGGCCAAAGCAUUUCCCGAACGGGUGUAUGUCAUGGAGGAAAUUACGUUCAAUGUGAAGAUGGCUUCGGGCGAAUGCAACGAGGACACGGAGGUGUACAACAUCACACUAAGCACCGGUGAUGAGCUCACCCUCAUGGGCCAGGCAGAGAUCCUCUACACCAAGAUGUCCAAGGAGAAGUCGCGCUUCAACACCAUCUUCAGGAAAAUCGGCAAGCUCAACUCCAUCAGCAAGAUGGCGAGCCGUGGCAAGAUGCCCUGCCUCAUCUGCAUGAACCACCGGACCAACGAGAGCGUCAGCCUGCCCUUCCAGUGUAAGGGUCGCUUCAGCACCUGCAGCCCCCUAGAGCUCCAGAUGCAGGAGGGCGAGCACACCAUCCGUGACAUCGUGGAGAAGACCCGGCUGCCCGUCAACGUCAGCGUGCCCGGCAGCCCGCCGCGCAACCUGCACGACCUCCACCUGAUCCGCGAGGGCCACCGCUACAAGUUGGUCAACAUCCAGACCAAGACGGUGGUGGUGGGCUGCGUGCUACGCAGCAGUAAGAUCAUCCCCGUCCACUUCCCGCUCCACAUGGCCUCCAUGCCCAAGUUCAUCAUCCCUGAAGGGUUGCUUCAGAACGAGCUGUGGCUGGACACCAUGGUGCACCGCUGGUUCACCUACUGCCAGGAGCAGUUUGACAUUGACGACUAUUCCCGUGCCGUGCGUAAUGUCAGGACCGACUGGAACGACGUUGAUGGGAAGAUCCCCAAGAAGAGUAGUGGUGGUAGUGGCAGCAGCAGCAAUGGCUGCCCCUCCCACAUGCACAUGCCCAGCUCUCUCACGUACGCUCGCGACGAGCUUACCCAGUCAUUCCACCGGCUCUCGGUGUGUGUCUACGGCAACAACCUACACAGCAACAGUGAGGUCAACCUGCAGGGCUGCAUGACGUUGUGUGGAGACUGGGCACUGCUGCCAUCCGAGGGCGUACCGGCUGAUUCGGUCGACACAGAGUACCUCUUCCCUGAGCUGCUGGAGAACAUGAGCCAGUCCGUCCUCCUGAAGUCGGAUGUUCGCUACGAGGAGCUGUGGCUGGACCACUUGAGAUCAAGUCGGGUAGGAGGAGGGCACAGUGUAGGUGGCGAGGAUCCAAGAGGCACCAUCGGCACCUCCAUGGCGGUCAUAUCGUGCCCCGUCUCCUCCAGUCAUGUGGGUCCAAUGGUCAGCUCUGAAAUCUGUCUAGCUCCGCCCCCAGUCCCUCCAAAGUCUGAAGCUGUGAAGGAAGAAUGCCGUCAUUUGAACGCCCCUCCCAUUCCCCCCCGAAGUUCCAAGCAGAUGAUGUCCACCCCAACGCCGGCUGUAGCGAAGGCUCGGCAGACGGAAACGCGCUCUCCAAGCCCUAUUCUCUCUUAUUAUUCCUCAGGCCUACACAGCAUCAGUGGAGGAGAGAAUGACGUGACCGAGGCGGAUGAGCAGAACCACGUGUGUUACCCCUGUAACUGGGUCAAGGCCAACGAGGAGUGCCCGACAACGUCCCACAUGAGCCCACCACUCGACGGCGUGCUCUCCUGCCCUUCUAGACUAUCGUGGCCCAACGACUUUUGUGGAGGGGAUUCUCAAGGCAUGGAGGAGUUCCUGCCCAUCCACUGUCGAAGUUACUACAGCUAUCCCAGAAAAAGACCCUCUGGCACGCCUAAGUCUCCAUGCACUUCCAGCCUUUUUUACUUUGAUAGAAGAGAGCAGACUGAAGGCGGUAGCGCCGUCCCCUUGAACUCCCACAAAGCCUCGUACACUAAUCAGUUUUGCACCAAGUCGACAUGCUACACCCUGGAAAUGUACAGAGACAAUACGAUAGAAGAAUGUAACACUAAACAAAGCCUGUUGUGCCCCAUCUUGCCACCGAGGAUGCCCAAAUCAAACGAGACAUGUAAAGUUACAGAUGCAGUUGAAGGUACGGAGCAGGACACUCUAAAGUGCCUGGUCAGCCAACAACAUGAUCAGGUCACGACGACUGAAAUAUUCUCCAUCCCCUAUCCCCCCCCACUGCCCUCCCCCUCCCUACAAGCCCCUGGAGGACAAUGGCAACCACCCACCAAUCUUUCUGGACUCUCCAUCGAAGAGGUGUCCAAAUCGUUACGGUUCAUCGGCCUCUCCGACGACAUUGUGUCUUUGUUCGUGACAGAGAAAAUCGACGGGAAUCUACUCCUGCAGUUUACGGAGGAGAUUCUGACGGAGGACUUCAAGUUAAGCAAACUUAAAGUGAAGAAACUAAUGCAGUUUAUUAAUGGUUGGAGGCCUAAAAUAUAGCCAACAACAGUUUUGUACUCAAAUGCUAUGGGGGUUAUUUCAUAUAGAUUUCCCUAAACAUUCUGAAACAACUCUGCACAUUCUAGUUCUUUGAGAAAGAUAACACUUGAGUUGGGCAUAGUAUAUAAAUUACUAUAUACCCUCUCUCAGUAACCCAUGCUCAACGUUAAGCUUUCUAGUUUAUCCAGAAAACAAAGAGUAAUCUCGAAGGUGGCUGCCUAACUUGUUGAUCCAGCUCUCCGAAGUCCAACCCUGGUAAUCAUUAGUUGUCUAUGUAACAGGGAUGUGUUGUGUAUUAACUCUUGUCAUAUAUAUAUAUAUAUAUAUAUAUGAUUUUCUCCUCUUUAGGGACAUUCUCUCACAACUCCGUUACUAAUUGCUUUAACCCAAAGCCUUUCCACAGGAGUAAUUUGAGGUUAUUCAUGAAAGUUUGCGAUCCAAGCGAUGGCAUUUAACUAUAAUUUAUACGUGUGUGCUUCUUGUAAUGCUGAAUUAAUAUGCAAGUAACAACCACCAAUACAAUUUAACUUCAUAUUCUGCAUAAUGAAAUGCACUUGAGUAAAACCGCCUUUGCCAGUACGAAUGGACUGUGGCAAUCAACUCAUGACAAGUGUAAACAUUUUUUAUUUUAACCAACGUUGAAUUUGUGUGUAAUGGUUAAAGGGGAAGCAUUUGGGAUCAAGCAACUACUACCGGGAUGUACCAUUGCUGAAGGACAAUGGUUUGACAAAAAUGAAACGGAGAACUUGUUAUUUAGACUAAGGAUAUGUUACAUGGGUGUUCAUAAGAGUAUUUAAUGACAACUAGCCAUUGAUUCAUUUUAUAUAAAAACUGGGAUAACAAUAUUUUCCCUUAUUGUGCACAUUCACAAAUACAGAUUCUGACUUGAGACUGACCUGACUAAUCUGCCUUCAUUUAACCCACCAUAGACCUUUAAGUAUACUACAUUUAGCUGGGGUUCAAGGUGGUGCAGCGUAACAAUGUUCAGAUAGAUAUGUAUUGUAUAGCACAGAUGAUUCUUGUAUAGAAACGUGAAUCAUGUUAGGUAUAUUUGUAACAUUUAUCUGCAACAUUUCACCUUACUGAAUACACCUCAGGUGUCAAUUUACUGUAAUGUUAUGCAAGUGAUAAAAGGGAUGUUAUGACCGUAAAUGUAAAAUUGACCAGUAGCACAGGACCAUGAACUGGAAAAUGCCUCGACAAACUGUCAUGGGAAAACUGACUAACUUUUAUGAACAACCCCCAUUAUAUUUUCACCUAACUCCAUUUCUAUGGUUGUGUAUGAUCAAUAAAAAUGGACACGUCUUA
Molecule: messenger RNA, 4175 nt
Organism: Coregonus clupeaformis (lake whitefish)
Lineage: Eukaryota; Metazoa; Chordata; Actinopteri; Salmoniformes; Salmonidae
Product: GRB2-associated and regulator of MAPK protein 1-like
Exons: 6
Coding region: 168-2867 (899 amino acids)
Biological process (GO): cellular response to epidermal growth factor stimulus; epidermal growth factor receptor signaling pathway
Molecular function (GO): proline-rich region binding
Source: RefSeq, a predicted model, not a curated record